ACAUCUGAGCUGUCUGUGCUUCCUGAGCGCACACACACACACACACAGCUGAAACAGUGCUCAGCUUCUCAUUCUCGCCGUCACCAUGCUGCUGAUCCUGCUCUGCUUCCACACCUUCACCUGGGUCGCGUCUCAGGCGCCGCCGCCUCCACAGAACGUCCAGGUGGAGAAGGGUCAGCUGACGUGGACUCCAGGGGAGCCGGACGUUACCUACACUGUGAAUUACCGCAGAUUUAACUCUGAUAAAUGGGAAGCUCUUCCAGCCUGCAUCCAGACGCCUUUCCAUUCCUGCAACAUAUCAGCGAUUGGGCCGCGCGACACUAACGACUCGCCCGAGAACAGCUGCGUGACGCUGCGUGUGCGGGCCGAGAGACGGGGGCUGAGAUCUGAGGGUGUUAACGCCUGCAGCAGAUACGGUGACGUCUGCACGCCUCCGUUAAGCAUUUUGACCCGGCCUGGAUCACUCACCGUAUUCCUUAACGAUGACCACGAGCUGGCGAAGGAACACGACAGCAAUGCCAAGCACAUGAUUUACUUUGGCAGAGAGGGAGAGAGUCCUCUGCAGGAGUAUGAAGACACCAUAGCCUCCAUGACCAUUGAAGACCUGGAGGAGGGGCAGCGGUACUGUGUUCAGGUGGCCUAUACGGUCCACGGGGACCUCGUGGAACCACGCAGCUGCAUCCAGUGUGAGGUCAUCCCUGCAUCAGAACACGUGAACAGGACGCCGAUGAUCGUGGGGCUGCUCGUCGGCAUCGUGGUCCUCGCCAUUCUUGCAUUGGGAUACCUCGGGUUUUUCCAAACUGAGAAAAUCAAACGCUGCCUACACUAACCAUGAUGCAGUGAGAGUCGUGUUUCCCAGGCAGAGGACAUUCAACAAGCUGUGCUGCUGUCCAAGACGACGUCUUACUUCUUAAACCUAAACACACAAACUUCUCAAAACAGAGUCUGAUGGAGGACUUUAUUAUGGCAGAGCUUGUGUGUUUCCUACAAACUGGACUAUCAGAUGAAUGAGUUUUCGGAUUAUUUUCGUGGGCUGCUGGGAUGUAUGCGUUUGGACCGUGAUGAGGGGAAAACAAGAUUUCUGAAGUGACGUAAUAGGAUAGGUUAAAAAAGCUGAUACUGGAGUCUGCUCAACUGCAGGAGGAGGACGUCUCCUGAGAAGCAGUUUAGAGGAUUCUGACUCUUACAGUAACUCGUACUGUGUACUAGCUAGCAUGACGGAGUUUCUAUACAGUUGGGUGGGUGCUAUGAUGUUACUGGUGAACUUUAUUUUAUUCAUAUGGUUACUUAGUAGAGUUGCCAACCGUCCCCUAAAAAACGGAAUCCUCUGGUAUUCAGAAUUAAUAUUACCGUUUCGUAUUGAGCUGAAAAUAAACGUGAUUUGUCUUCAGCUACAAUAAAAAAAAAAGACAAAAAGCUGGAGUUAUUCUGUCUUUACGCUGUCAGAUUGAA
This is a messenger RNA of Haplochromis burtoni (Burton's mouthbrooder), 1452 nucleotides long. RefSeq names its product interferon gamma receptor 2-2 (gene ifngr2-2). The transcript has 7 exons. Gene Ontology annotation, molecular function: protein binding. Lineage: Eukaryota; Metazoa; Chordata; Actinopteri; Cichliformes; Cichlidae. The record is from RefSeq and is a predicted model, not a curated record. The coding region runs from base 86 to 829 and encodes 247 amino acids.